CGCGGCCCAGGGGCACCCACUGGACACGCCGUGGCUCCUCAGUAGCUGACUCGCCGCCCGCACCGCAACGCCACGCCAUGGACUCUCCGAGGCAGAUUGUCAACUUCGGGCCCGGGCCCGCCAAGCUUCCGCACUCGGUAUUGUUAGAAAUACAGAAAGAAUUACUAGACUACAAAGGACUUGGCAUUAGUGUCCUUGAAAUGAGUCAUAGGUCCUCAGAUUUUGCUAAGAUUGUUAACAACACAGAGAAUCUUGUGCGAGAAUUGUUAGCCGUUCCAGACAACUACAAGGUGAUUUUUCUGCAAGGAGGUGGCUGUGGCCAGUUCAGUGCUGUCCCGUUAAACCUGAUUGGCCUGAAACCAGGAAGGUGUGCUGACUAUGUGGUGACAGGAGCUUGGUCAGCAAAGGCUGCAGAAGAAGCUAAGAAGUUUGGGACCGUGAAUAUUGUCCACCCUAAACUGGGGAGUUACACGAAAAUCCCAGAUCCAAGCACCUGGAACCUUAACCCAGAUGCCUCCUAUGUGUAUUAUUGCGCAAACGAGACGGUGCACGGCGUGGAGUUUGACUUCGUACCUGAUGUCAAGGGGGCCAUCCUGGUGUGUGACAUGUCCUCAAACUUCCUCUCCAGGCCAGUGGACGUUUCCAAGUUUGGUGUGAUUUUUGCUGGCGCUCAGAAGAACGUGGGCGCUGCAGGAGUCACGGUGGUGAUCGUCCGCGAUGACCUGCUGGGGUUCGCCCUCCGAGAGUGCCCCUCUGUCCUGGAGUACAAAGUGCAGGCCACAAGCAGCUCCUUGUACAACACGCCCCCGUGUUUCAGCAUCUAUGUCAUGGGCUUGGUCCUGGAGUGGAUUAAGAACAAUGGUGGGGCAGCUGCCAUGAAGAAACUCAGCACCAUCAAGUCUCAAAUGAUUUAUGAAAUUAUCGAUAACUCUCAAGGAUUCUACGUCUGCCCGGUGGAGCCCCGAAAUAGAAGCAUGAUGAAUAUUCCAUUCCGCAUCGGCAACGCCAAGGGGGACGAAGCUUUAGAAAAACGGUUCCUCGAUAAAGCCCUGGAGCUCCAUAUGAUCUCCUUGAAAGGACACAGGUCCGUGGGAGGCGUCCGGGUCUCUCUCUAUAAUGCUGUCACCAUUGAAGACGUUCAGAAGCUAGCAUCCUUCAUGAAAAAUUUUUUGGAGAUGCAUCAGCUAUGAAUACACCCUAACCAGUGUAUCCCCUGCCCUUGAACCAUGAAUAAAACAGAAAGUAACUGGGGAGUGGCCACCCAACUUAACAUACAAUGACUAUGCUCAUUAUAGAUUGUUUUUGCUUCAGACAGCAGCACUGGUGGGACCACCGGCCAAUGGCCACUUUUAUUCUGACUUAAACUGGAAGCUUUUUGAAAAUAAUUUCUCUGUUGCUUUCUAACAAAUUCCAGCUCAUUUUGUCUUUGCUGCUACUUUUUCUAACUAGAUCUUAGUACUUGCCUGUGGACCUCAUUAUGCAAGCUGCAAUUCACUGUGUCUAGAUGGCAGGUGAGGCCCUCCAGAUGCUCAGCCCAGAUCCUAAGUUCUGGAUAGCAGGGGGCCCCUGGACUCUGGUCCUGUUGAUCAAGACCAACGCUGACUGGUGAGCAGUGAGGAGUUGUACACAAAAGAACAAACUGUAGCUCUUUCUUUAUACUGAUAUGCUCAUAGAGGGACAAAAAUGACACACUAUAUAUGUUUGUAUAACAAUAUCUGCUUUCUAAUACACAUAGUUUGUAUCUCUGUGCAUUUCUAUUUCUAAUAAUAACGGUUCUCCAUAAUCCAUGUAGGGACUUAGAAUUUGUUAAAUCCUUGGUCUUGUUCAUUAGAGCACUAUGUUAGCAAUAUCUGUGCCCCUCUCUGUUCUUCCUCUCCUCUCUGUCAAGCUGCUCCAUGCAAAGGAUCUAGAAGUUUUGCAAUUCGCUUGUAGUUUGCUUUCAGUGGGUAGGGGAGAAGGUCGAUUGGUUUGUUCUUUGUUUGACAAUGAUGCUGUUCAACUAAAAGUCAGUUUAGCUCCCUUCUCUGUUCGCUGGGCUGCUUUCCCUGUGGUUUCUGAGAAGAGGGACACUGAGUUCCAGAUGUUGUUUCCCUGUUGUGGGUGUUUGAUGUUGACUUCUUGAAGAACAUUAAAGUCCUUUGACCUCUG
This is a messenger RNA of Oryctolagus cuniculus (rabbit), 2148 nucleotides long. It is a transcript of the gene PSAT1, whose product is annotated as phosphoserine aminotransferase 1. The record is from RefSeq and is marked provisional. Gene Ontology annotation, molecular function: O-phospho-L-serine:2-oxoglutarate transaminase activity; pyridoxal phosphate binding. NCBI's taxonomy places the organism in Eukaryota, Metazoa, Chordata, Mammalia, Lagomorpha, Leporidae. Gene Ontology annotation, biological process: L-serine biosynthetic process. Gene Ontology annotation, cellular component: cytoplasm.